AUGAAUUCCGAUGAUGUGAAUGCAAAGAAGAGGAGAGAUUAUUUUACAAUGGUGGCGGUGGACUGCUCAAUCCGUUCCCUAAGCUGGUUACUGGUUGCCUCGGUGGGUUCGCUUGGGGCGCGUAGAAGCCGAUCAUUGGUGCCAAUGAAAGUCAUUGGCGAGACCCACGAGUAUGCACACGCGGAUGAUGCAACUGUUGACAGGCACAGUGGCCGGGUGUCCCCGCGUGCAUUUGCAGGCCCGGAACAAUUCCGACUGGUGGUGGGCAAGUGCUGGGACAUGGAAGACGACCAGAUAUGGGGUGAGUGGGUGAUUGAAGACAAUACGCUGGUCGGCAUGAACAUGGAGAAUGGGGAUGUGUGUGCCGACGGACGAGCAAGGGCCGUGCAAGUGGUGGUGAGCUGUGGAGAGAAGGCUGAGGUUCGUUCUGUGCGUGAGACGCAGCCCUGUCGCUACUUGCUGGACUGGCGCACGAGGCUGGCAUGCGGGCCAAACAGCAUGUCAGUGCUGGCUGCGCUUUCGUCUUCUUCUUCUUUGUCAUCAUCACCGCCGGAGCUGAAGGAACGCAUUCACCGAGCGCAACGACUCUUCCGUGACGGCAUCCUUACCAAGAUCGGGUUGGAGCGAGUGACAAGGGCAGUGUGUGCUGAAGCUGGCCUCCUCGUUGUGGGCCAGGUACAGGGUGGCACAAUGGAGGAGCAGCAGCAGCAACAGGAGACUCAACAAGAACCUGUGACCACUUCUUUCACCAGCCUGGCCGAGUGUCAGUUGGCCUUUUCUGCAAUGCGACAAAACUUGCAAACUUUGCAGCAACCCGCCGCUGCCUCGUGUCCCUGA
Molecule: messenger RNA, 837 nt
Organism: Notodromas monacha
Lineage: Eukaryota; Metazoa; Arthropoda; Ostracoda; Podocopida; Cyprididae
Source: the annotation of a GenBank genome assembly